AUGACUAAUGCCAAAUCUAUAAGCAGAGAAUGGCUAUUUGAAGCUAAAAGAAGAAUAGAAGAAGGUGAAUCUUACAAAAGUGUGGGAAAGGAAGUUGAAUUGGAAAAUGGUAAAAUUAAAUUGAAUGUUGCCGAAAAUACAAUAAGAAGAGCAUUUCAACUUCAAGAAAUCGAAUUACCAAAAGUUAGUCGCGGCAGAAAACCAAAUCCACCAACAUUAGUUAGUAUACAUAUCUUGGGUACGGAGGCACUGCGCGCCUCCUUACCCAUUAUAUGUGAAUUUGAUACUUUACAAAACCGCUAA
Molecule: messenger RNA, 303 nt
Organism: Trichomonas vaginalis G3
Lineage: Eukaryota; Parabasalia; Trichomonadida; Trichomonadidae
Product: MULE transposase domain-containing protein
Exons: 1
Coding region: 1-303 (100 amino acids)
Source: RefSeq, a predicted model, not a curated record